UGUGUCGCCCUCAACGUUGCCGUGCCUCUGUCGGAGAGGCUACUCCGAGCAUUGCUGAUCGCGUUAUCAUUACGACUAACAACAGCAGCAGCGGUAGUAGUAGCAUUGCUUUACAAUAGCCCCCCAGUAGUCGAUGCAGAGUUUGUAGAACAGUUAGCAGAGCAAAUCAGUCAACCGCAACUCUCCGUAUAUAAAUGUUAAACAGUAGAAUUACAUCAUAUGACAACCGUACCAUCCAACUUGUGCGCUUUAAUACCAACGCAGAGCUCAACAAACCCAAAUCAAAAUUGAGAAUAAUCUGACCUAAAUAAACCGACCAAGUGCAAAAUAGCCUCAUCAGUAACUGUCACUUAACAAACAAAAACCGAAAACCCCACGCGUAUUAAAGCGACGCUAUUUAAUAGAAAGAGAAGCGGCAAGAGCAGCAGCAGCGGCAGCGGCAGCAGCAGCAGAAGGCGGCGUUGUGCGUAGUAGCUAAACAAUGCUGCCCAUGGGAGUCCCAAUCACCUGGACUCGCAUGGCACUGCUAGUCUUGUGCGCCAUGGCCCCUAACCGAGCGGGCAGCCCCUGGGCUGCUACCGCCGCCGCCGCUGCUGCCACAUCGGCCGCCGGCGGUGGUGGCGGCGGUGGCGGUGGUGGUGGUGGCUCGGGGCUGGUUCACUGCGAGCCGUGCGACGAGAAAGCCCUCGCUCAGUGCGACCCGCCGCGGGGCUGCGAGCUGGUGCGUGAGCCGGGCUGCGGCUGCUGCCGGACCUGCGCGCUGCUGGACGGGCAGGCGUGCGGCGUGUACACGGAGCGCUGCGGCUCGGGGCUGCAUUGCUCGCCGCGACCCGGGGAGGAGAGGCCCCUCCAAGCGCUGCUCGAGGGCUCCGGGGUGUGCAGAUCGCGCCAGCAUCCCCAUCAUCACCACCAUCAGCAGCAGCAGCAGCUGCUGCAGCACUCGCCGCUGCAGUCGAACGCAGACGCUGGCGACGCGAGGGACGAUCCCUCCCCCGCCGGGCAGGCGGAGGAGGCCCCCGCCGGCGAACCCGCGGAUUCCCCCGUCGUGCAGCCAGGGCCCAGCCGCCAGCGCCCGGCGCAUAGUCACCACCGCUCGAAGAAGGAGCGCUACCGCGUGCUGGCGGAGAACACGGCCAUGAACGUGCACUCGGCCGAGGCGAAGCAGGACACCGAAUACGGCCCGUGCAAAAGAAGGAUGGAAGGCGUCAUCAAGCUGUUUAAAGAAACGACUUUGCUCAACCCCAAAGGCAUCUACAUCCCGAACUGCGACCGCAAGGGCUUUUACAAAAGAAAGCAGUGCAACCCGUCGAAGGGCCGCAAGCGAGGCCUCUGCUGGUGCGUCGACCGCUACGGUGCCCACAUCCCGGGCUCGGAGCACGUGGGCGGCAGCCAGAAAUGCCUGGGCGUCGUCGAGAGGGACUGAAGAGAAGGAGUGAGGAGGAGGAGGUGACGAUGACAACGGCGGUGGUGGCAGUGGUGGUGGUAGUUGUUGUGAAAGUCUUCGGGGGGGGGGGGGGCGGGAGGGGGCACACACAAGGACAGUUGUUCAAAUGUAGAGAGCAGGAGAGACUGAGGAGCCGGUUUUGGUCGAUUGAGCCUCAAAUGAAAAGAAUGGUUCAGCUUCACACCGGCGCCCUCGACCGCACUACGCUACUUUGGUGUCAGCAGGUGCAUUUUGGCUUGACUUUUGUUGACUCUUUUAUUUCCUUGCAGCAGCAUUGCCUUCACACCCCCCCUCUCUCUCUCUCUCUUUGCUGGAGUCGAUCAGCUCUACAUUUGGUGCGCGACAAUUUCGUUAAUCCAUCGGUCGGGACGCUCGAUUGACGAGACGCGAUUCGAAACGAAUUGAAGUGAUGUUUGAGGCUCACAAUGGCCGUGUCAGUGCAUUGAGCCAGCGCUGCUGUGAUAUUUGAUUCGAAUCUGAGCAACAUCCAGUGAUCAUAAUUAAAGUUUUCUAGUCUCGUGAAGUGAUGGUAAGAGCUGGUCACUGAAGACUGCACAAAAACCGAUUGUAAAAAAUUGUGUUUUUGUUGUGUUGAUUUAGCAUAGCCCAGAAUUGCCUGCUAACAUGUUCAAAUACAUCAUAAGCUGUCGUUGUGUAAUGGUUAACACGCUGGACAGAGGUCGCCGGUUCAAUCUCCCGGAGUGGCAGCUUGAAAGUUGUUUUUUUAAAUCCUGUCCACCCAGUAGCAUAAACGGGUACUCCUACGGUUAGUCCAUCAGUAGGUCAGGUGGGGUGGGGUAAAGUGUGGGUACUCUCACCUCUUCUAUGAGGUGUGGUCAGCGUGGAAGAUUAGGCCAAAAUACCCUCCAGGGGGGCUCUCAAGAGCUUCCUCAAGUGGAGGCCCUUCUACCAGCAGGGCAGUGAGAAAGUAAUUUCAAGGCCUGCACUUCACCUUUUUGCUGUAUCAGGUGAUUGAUUGCACGUGAAGCAACCCUGUUGCAGAGCGCGAAUGAGCGCCAUCUGUGAGUGGAUACGAGGCAGGGGGAGGCCAAUCGGAGUGGCACCAGACGAGUUCAUCGGCUGCAUCUCCCAGGGCCCGCUCUCCGAAAUGACGCAAUGCUCCCUGCUGACUGCAGGAAUUCCAGGGGGGACAGGUCUUCCUUACUUCCACGACACACUUCUCAUGAGUUACGAUGCAACUGGUGAAAAAUAAGGAAAUGAAUGGCAGCCUCAAAUGUAGCCACUGACAGCCGAGGGGUUUGGAAGAUCAGCAUUUUGGAAGUUGAACGUCUUUAUGACAUUUGGAGAGCGAAGGGUUAGGAGAGAAUUCAGUGUAGUUUACAGAGACGCUGUUUCUUGAGUAAACCUACAAUGCGUGCCAUAACUCAGACACAACCUGUGCCACGCUAGGUUGUCCUUCUAUCCUCUGCAAUGCAACGGUGGGCAAAUACGCCGAGCGCUGCGAUGAUAUUUUUUGGUGGAUCUCAACGGGCUCCACGAUCCUCCACUGAGCUCUAAGAUCGACAGCUGCCGCUGGAGAGUAUGGCAAAGAAGUAGCGCCAUCUAUCGGUAUAAAUAAAACAUAAUUGUUUCAUGUCUGUAUUCUUGAGUCGGGGGGGCAAUUUUUUUUAUUUGCCAUCGGCCGGAACAAGAAUUGUUGUACCCUCGUCAGUGCCGGAUUAAGCUGGUGCGGGGCCUGUAGCAUAUGUUGUAAAUGGGCCCUAAAUAAAAUAAAACACAAAUAUUAAAACACAAUGUUUUUACUUGCACAGUAAAGUAAUUGUGUUUUUUUUUAUUUGCUAUACAGCCAGAUAAUACGACGAAUCGCUCACCUUAAGCACCCAGUUGUUUAUAAAAGUUGGAGGCAGUAUAUUACUAUAGUAAUAGAGCUAGUGCAGAACCACUGAACCGGAAUUGAUAGCUUGAAAGCAUUUAGCGCGGCGCCCUUGAAAGCGCGGGUCCCGUAGCAUCAUAUGCAGCUACUUUUGCCCCUAGGAUAUUCCGGCACUGACCCUCGUGUGAGUAUUUGUUCCGAGUUCCACGACAAAUAAUUUCGCGGACAACGUAUUGGCCACCACCGCUGCAAUGCUCGUCACUCCGCAGGUAUCCUUGCGAUUCGGCACUUGCAUUUGUACAUUACCAACACGGUUCCAUUGUGACGGUCUAUAUCCACGGUAAGCGUUACCACUGCUGUUAAUACACACAGAGAACGUCACUUAUAGGCUCUACCGCUUUGGGUCUCUGUGGCAAAUCGAUUGCUUUUUUCAAAAGUCAAGUCAAAGUGUCCCUCUGCUCAGUGGAGCAUUGGACAGCGCACAUUGCCAUUGACAGCUCUGAGCUCAUGGUGGCAAUUCCACAUUGCCACGAUACGGGAGAGUCUCUCCACAGGGCAGUCGCUGUUGACUCCCAACGACAGGAUUCAUGUGAACGAUGGGCUUAGCUCACUCCCAAACCGGAUUUGAAUUUGCAACUAUUAAAGAGUGUAAAGUUGAAUGCUUUUAAGCAGAGUGAAUCACGUUUCACCACCACUCCUCCCACCUUGCCGUCAAGUCCUUACAGUCAUUAUCAGACUGUAGAACUUUGGCUUAAUGAUAAAUGGGGGGGGGGGGGGGUGCAUUAUAUUAUUAAUAACUAAAGGGGGGCAGGGCGGGGGGGUAUUGGAGCUAUGGGGCAGAAAGGCUAAGAGUGGGAUGAAGGGAGAGUGUGUUUGCGGCAUAAUCGCUGAGAUGGAUCUGACGCGGAUCGCUCACGCAGAGUGCAUAGGUCCGAGAUUAUUAGGAGCGCCUUUUAGCAUUUCACGAUAAUGCGCAGAAACACUAUUUCUAAGUCAAUCUACAAUAUUAUUAAUGUUAUUAAUUGAUGCAAAAAAUAUUUUUUACAAGCCGCUGCUGUUUGAGUAGUGGUGCUGGUUCGAAAGAGGCUUGCAUGAACCUGCACAUUGUGUUUUUUUAUAUUAUAUUUUGACAAUGAUGUGCAAAAUGCGGAUAUAGUAUUUCCACAUUGUUGUAGUGUCUAUAAUGUUGUUUUAAAAAAUCGCGGACUUUUUUUUAUCACGAUUAACCCAAGUUCCACACUCUCCACCUGUCUCAAACGUUGUACCACAAAGUGCUAUUUUAUUUUGCUGUUGUUGAGUUAUCCAUUGAAGAUUAUUCUUGACGGCUGUGCUAUGGCAUAGAUGCUUUCGCAUAUAACAGAGGAAGCGUCCCUGCAGUGUUUUGAAUAGCAAGGCAUUAGGCCCCUAUACUCGUCGCCUUGCUUCGGCUGGCGUCCUUCCUUACCAUUUAGGUUGUGGUAAAAGACACGAGCUGGAUUACGAGGCCUGGAUAAUGCUUAUGUUAACACAGUGCAAAUAUCUCCAUGCUUAAUUGGCCGUCGGGUGAUGCUCAUCUCCAUCAAGUGGCCCCCGAUCUCUAGCAGUGGGACUUGUACAUUACUAUGGCCGGGGCCAGUAUAUCCACAGAACAAACACUUGUUGGCUUCCCAUAAAGUGCGACUUUUUUAUCGACCCUGGAGGGACGAUGGUGGGCUGAGUUGACCCAUCGAGUGGGAUGCGAGCUUGCAACCUUCCAAUUGAGUCAACCCGGCUGGGAUAACGUUAUUUAGCCACUGGCUGUAAAACACAGGACGACAGGAGAGAGAGGUGUUGCGUUAGGAUGUGGAUCGAAUGCCACUGCACGUUAUAGUUUGCAUCUGGUUGCAAACAAUUAAUAAGGCGCAUGUUUAAUUGUGAUGAACACGAUCGUUAUGUUUUGCAUUUUUUUUUAACCAAUAUGAACGAUGUAAAAUAUGUCCAAUAAAACCCGUUUCUCUUUUUGAUCAAA
Lethenteron reissneri (Far Eastern brook lamprey) is the source of this 5265-nucleotide messenger RNA. RefSeq names its product insulin-like growth factor-binding protein 5. Gene Ontology annotation, cellular component: extracellular region. NCBI's taxonomy places the organism in Eukaryota, Metazoa, Chordata, Hyperoartia, Petromyzontiformes, Petromyzontidae. The record is from RefSeq and is a predicted model, not a curated record. Gene Ontology annotation, biological process: regulation of insulin-like growth factor receptor signaling pathway. Gene Ontology annotation, molecular function: fibronectin binding; insulin-like growth factor II binding; insulin-like growth factor I binding.